GGCCGAAGAGAGAUGACGAGCCCGCGGUGGAUAAGCCUGUGAGGGAGGCGAUCGGAUGCCUGAUGUGGACGAAGCUGACGAGGCCAGACAUCGCCCUGCCUCUGAACAAGCUCCAGAAGAUCGCCCACUCACCCACCGGGAGGAUAUGGAACGCGCUUAAGCGGAUCAUGCCCUACCUGAACUUCACGAAGGACUUCGGCAUCACCUACGUACGGGGGUCAGGACUAGACCUAAGUGUGUUUGUCAAUGCCAGCUACGCUGACAACGAAGUAGACAGGCGUUCUACGACCGGGCUAGCUGGCGUGAAGGAGGCGUUGUUUGUGCGUGGCGUUCUGUCGUUCAUAGCGCCCGAGACGAGUGGGGCGAAGAUCAAGGUCCUUGAGGACAACAACGGGGCUCUCGCCUUAAUAAUCGAGAACCCGUUCAGCUCAGCGAGGAGCAAGCACAUCGACGUGCGGUUCCAUUUCAUUCGCGAGCUAUUCAAGUCGGGCAAGAUCACUGCAGAGUAUGUUCCGACUGGAGAGCAGCACGCCGACAUGCUGACCAAGGUCCUUGGCAGAAAGAAGUUAGAUUACCACCGGAAGGCUCUGAUGAACCUACCGGUGUAG
Ectocarpus sp. CCAP 1310/34 is the source of this 608-nucleotide messenger RNA. The record is from the annotation of a GenBank genome assembly. NCBI's taxonomy places the organism in Eukaryota, Phaeophyceae, Ectocarpales, Ectocarpaceae.